AUGCAAGUAUCUUAUCACAGAGCACCAACUACAUCUCGCGAAGGACUGUCUACAAGUUUAGUAACAAAGACUGAGGAGGAGAAAUCUCGAAUUCCGGAAAAACAAUUUUUCAUUUCUAGUGGAAGAUUGAGUUUAAAAUCAACAAAUGAAUCUCGUAAAACACCACAUUCUACUAGUUUAUUUUACGGAAAAACUGAGCAACAAAAAUCAUCUGAAAAUUUGACAUUUUCUCCUUCACCAUCAUUGUCAACUUCAAAGACAGAAGAGACUGAACGUCGAAAAGCAGAGAAGAAAACUUUUGGCCUGAGUGGAAUAUUAAGAUUAAAAUCACCAACUACAUCUCGCGAAGGACUGUCUACCAGUUCAGUAACAGAGACUGAGGAGGAGAAAUCUCGAAUUCCGGAAAAACAAUUUUUCAUUUCUAGUGGAAGAUUGAGUUUAAAAUCAGCAAAUGAAUCUCGUAAAACACCACAUUCUACCAGAUUAUUUUACGAAAAAACUGAGCAACAAAAAUCAUCUGAUAAAUUGACAUUUUAUCCUUCGUCAUCAUUGUCAUCAUUGUCAACUUCAAAGACAGAAAAGACUGAACCUCCAACAGCAGAGAAGAAAACUUUUGUCAUGAGUGGAAGAUUUAGAUUAAAAUCACCAAGUGAUUUUCCUGAAAAGCUUUCACACCGUGAAACAAAUUCACAAGAAUCAGCCGAGAUAUUGCCAGUACCAUCAUCUGUUCCACCAAGUACAACAUCAUUUCGUGAAUUUAAUGUUGCAAUCGUGAAAGAUAAAACGCAGCAUGAGCAAACAAUUGUUGCUGAUGUUAAUGCAGGACCAUCUACUUCUUAUUAUGUUUACCGUGUACCAACAGAAACAUCAUCGUCAUCAACUGGACUCGAUUUAAAAAUCACUUCUUCAACAGUAAAGAAAUAAAAAAAUCAAGAAGCUAAAUUUUCCCUUUCAACAUCAACUUCAAAAAGAGAAGACUUCCGAACAUUAGACUGUGUUGACAUCAAGUAUGGGCGAAGCAGGGAGAGAGGUCGAGGGAAUGUAAUGGCGGAUUUAACCUUUAAAGUGCUAUGCCGGUCUGACAGACCGCUAUUAAAAUUUUCUUUGCUUGUAACUUUUUUUCAAAGUAUAAUAAGAACUUGAACUUUUUAGUAGCUUCAUAUUUUAUGAAAAUCUGUUAGGAGACAACUUUUUCAAAAAUUUUUAUUCGUUAAAUUUUGUAAUAUAAAUAAAUAUUUGAAGUAUAGCGGUCUGUGAGACCGGGGUUAGCUUUAAGUGAAAGUAUAUUCCAGUAUAUUCCCAUGAGUGACGUCUGCGCAACUUGACGCGCAGCUAGUUCUACUGACAGUUCUCAUAGACUGCAUUUAUAAAAUAAAUAAAAUAAAUAAAUGCAUAAUACAGAAAUGACUUUUUUUGUUAAAAAGUAAAAAAUAUUUAUAAUAGUUGUCUUUUAAAAAUUAUAAAUGACUAAAAAACUGUCAAAAGGGAAUAGCGGUCUGACAGACCGGGGUUAGCACUGAGCGUGAUUUUUCAACACUUAGCACUUGAAAGGUUAAGGUUAGGACCAGUAGCGUAAAUUUAAAGUGUUCCUUUUUUGUGGCUUUAUUUUUUGCGUGUAAAAAUUAAAAAAUUAUAAUCGAAAAUAAAAAUACGUGGCAUUCGAUAUUGAAAAUAAGUGUGAAAUAUGAAGGAAAAUAGACGUGUUAGUUGAAAAAGAAAACAUUUUAAAGAAACAUAAAAUUUAUAUCUAACACAAUUUUUCUUUCAUACACCGGACGGCUCUGAGUAUUUAUAUACUUUUUGGCGUCAAGGUGUCCACUCCGAACUUUAGACACCAGUACCGAGAAAUCUAAAGUUCGGAAGUUUCAGUGUAUUUCAAUUAUAGGUGUUGACUCAUCAAUUGAAAGUGGUGGCCCCUCUUCAAAACGAAAGAAAUACAGUGUCGAGAAAUCUGCAAUUG
This is a messenger RNA of Leptopilina heterotoma, 1960 nucleotides long. RefSeq lists its product as uncharacterized. The transcript is spliced from 8 exons. The coding region runs from base 1 to 924 and encodes 307 amino acids. The record is from RefSeq and is a predicted model, not a curated record. NCBI's taxonomy places the organism in Eukaryota, Metazoa, Arthropoda, Insecta, Hymenoptera, Figitidae.